AACAAAAAACCCACAAAAUAAUGCAGCAGCAACAACAGCGUCGAAUGUUCACAGCUGCCCUCCUGGCACUUGUUUUCCUUCUGGCAGCUGUGAGUACCACAGAGGCCGGCAAAAAAGAGAAACCAGAGAAAAAGGCGAAGAAGUCUGACUGUGGGGAAUGGCAGUGGAGCGUCUGUGUGCCCACCAGUGGUGACUGUGGACUGGGAACGCGCGAGGGCACUCGCACUGGAGCUGAGUGCAAGCAAACCACCAAGACUCAGAAGUGUAAGAUUCCCUGCAACUGGAAGAAGCAAUUUGGAGCGGAGUGCAAAUACCAGUUCCAGGCCUGGGGAGAAUGUGACUUGAAUACUGCCCUGAAGACUCGAACCGGGAACCUAAAGAGAGCCCUUCAUAACGCUGACUGCCAGAAGACUGUCACAAUCUCAAAGCCCUGUGGGAAACUUACCAAACCCAAACCUCAAGAGUCCAAGAAGAAGAAAAAGGAAGGCAAGAAACAAGAGAAGAUGCUGGAUUAAUGGAGCCAACUUGGGCAAUGUGAGAAAGGGACAUCAGCAAACAUGAUCAGUUAACAGUUUCAUUUAUACCUAGGCAUUUUAUCCUAAAAUUAUUUAUAGCUUAAUGGUACCAUAGAAGGAAACAAGCAAACAGAAAAAAAAAUCCUUUUUUUAUUACUUUAGUAUUUUUAUGUAUAACCCUAACAACAAUUUUUAGAGGCCUGUAAGAAAGGACUCCAAACUUAUUUAGAAAAUUAUGUCUAUUGUAUAUUGAACAAUGUAGAGGUUUUUAAAAUAUUUUUUCCUCAAGUCUUGCCACAGGUCUCGAUCUGGUAAUUACUCCAUGCAAGCAGAACCUGAACCUGUGUGGAGCUCUGCUGAAGCCAGUGGUGCCCUUUGUGAACAUAGGAGAUUGGCUGAAUGCAAUUGUAUUUACGAUUGGGACCUUAUACCUGAAAAAAAAAACCAAAAAACCAGACUUGUUUCUGAAGUUCUUAUUACAUUUGGAUAACCAUAUGAAAUUAUUUGUUUAAGGAAAGAAUGGGGGCAUUUUGUUGACUAUUUACAGGCAUAGAUUUUUUUUGGAUGUGGCAAAUGUUCAUGCCAAAAUGCCACCAUCUCCAGGUAAAAGGCAGUAGCACUCCUAUCCUUGGGCAUAUUGUGUAUUUUUGCAGGAAAAAUUCUGAAAUCUUUCAACAGUUGGACAUAGAAGAGUCCUAAUUUUUCACAAUUUUCUAGCAAUGAUUUUUCCAAGUGGAAUGAUAGCAAAAAUUUGCAUUUUUUAGCAUAUGACUGCUGGUGGAUUUAAGUGUCCUCUGUUUUAUCUAUAAAAGAUGAAAAAUGUUUUCUUUUAUUUGUUUAUUUUUCCAGAAAUGGAGAAUAUCCUUUUUUGAGAAAUCCAGCUGAAAUUGUUGCGAUUCAGCCUGAUCCAACUCCCUUUUGUAUCAUUGAGAAUCUUCCUGUUGAUUUUAAUUAUAGCUGGUUGAAAAGUAGUAUGUUUGGUGGGAAGUAACAGAAAAAAUCUGUUUGGAAAUUGCCUGAGAUAGUUCAUGUUUUUGACCAAAAAAGGGGCAUAUCAUAUUUGUUAGCAAAGCAGAGGGAAAAUAUAAAACUAGUACCUUUUGCUUUCUUCCAUUUCUAUAUAAGCAAAAAGAUCUUGGAAAAGCCUAGUCAAAAUAGAAAUAGUUCUGUGAUUUUUAAUUUUUUUUUAAAUGGUGUGCAGGGAAAAAAAAUAACCAGCUGAUUUUCAGUUUGUUUAAUUUUGUCUAUUUUAAAUGCUAAUAAGUCUUGAGAAAAGUCAUAAAGUAGAAAAAAGAUCUUACAAAGGGCUGGUCUGUCCCCAGAUAAUGGGAUUUUUAACAAACUAAACAACCAGCAGACCAGACUUUUUAGAGGAAACAGAAGGGAUUUCAGUGCCCAAAUUAAUUUCAAAAUCAUCGCUUUUAAAUUCUGAAAGUUAAAAUUGAACAGCAAGAAAUAAGCUUUGCUGUUUGCAUAGGCUGCAGGGUUGCCUGCUGCUCAAGAGGAAUAAUCUCCCUUGUACUGCUAUGGGUACCCACUGACUUCAGCGAAGCUGCAGCGGGGUGUGUUCAUCUGAGUAAAUCACAUCAUUGCUCUCUUGGGAUUAGCUUGUAGACAAGCAGAGAGUCUUUUUCCAGACUAACAUCACUCCCCUUUUCUAUGCAAAAAAUCUGUAACAAUUGCAGAGCUUACCCUCUUAUCUCUCACCUGGAGGGUAUGGCUGAUUUGAACUCACAGUGAGGCAAGUCCUUCUGUAGACGUUCCCAAGCCCUUUUGAAGCCAGCUAGCCAAGGCUGCACAUAGCUCAAGGUAGACUAGCCACACAAUUAUUUUCCAGACUCCUUGGGUGUGUUUUGCAGUCCAUGUUGAUGUCCUUGAUAUUUUGACUAUGCUGUUAGACAUACCUGAGCCAGUGGUGUAGUUAAAAAUGUCCCCAAUGUGUGGUGGAUAUGCAAUGACCAAAUCCAAAAUCAUAAAGGCUCAUAUUUGGGUGGUUCUGGGUGCUAUUUGGUAUGUUCAUGGUCUAAUCAGGUCUACCUGUGCUUGUGCCUCAGACUUAAACUAAUGGAUUGGUAGGUCUGAUUGAAAACAAAGGGAGAAAGAAGCUUUUACACUCACCAAAGGUUUGUCUGUCUAAAUGCUGCAUCAGUUCACUUAAAGUGAUUCAGCUUUGAGUGCAAACACUGUUGCACCAUUGUCUUACACUGGUUAAUCUAGUCCAUGUUUCAUAUGGAGCUGGCAGGGGUUGGGAAUGAUGCUUAGACCAACAGUUUGACUAUCCUUUAGCAAACUCUAGAUGUGACUUCUGAUUUUCACCUCUGUGAGUAAGAAGAAAAUAAAUUCCCCUGUGUUUCCUCUGACAACUUAUGGCCCUUAUGAUUAACUGCCCAUCUGGCUUGUUAAAGGAACAUUCCUGAUAUUUUUUGAAGGAGGCCAGUCAAGUUCCUAUGGUGGUGUAGGGCCUCCAUGAAGAGAGUUUACAGGAAAUGAAGAAACAAAUAAAAGCAUACCAUUAGGACCAGAAGAAAGUGCAGCAGUCCUGAUAGCAAAGGGUGUGAAAUAGGAGAACACUUCCUCUGUACUGCUUAGCCACAUAUGUUUGGAUCUGUAUUGGAAUCUUGUUGUUGACAAUAAUUGGAGUUGUAUCUGUCAUAGUUUAAAAACAAUGAAGAAAAUUUCCAAGAAACCAGCAGAAAACGUUCUGUGGAAACUCUGGUUAUGAAGGACAUGAUAAAAGUAAUUCAUGGCAGAACACAGAGGAAGAUUGAAUAGAACAGGUCAGUCAGGUCAGCUCUGAAAGAAGGUACCUGGUACCUAACAGGAGCAGUUGCUUCACUAGUGACAUUAUCAAGAAAGCAUGAGGCAAGUAAUGGAAGAACACCUCUUCCCACCCUUUCUUGCUCAGUUUCCACUUGAGUCAUUCUGGAAUUUCUCCUUAUUUGCAUUCUAAUCUUUUAUCCUCCCUCCUUUGGGAGGGCAACCUUGUCUGACAGUGCUGUGGGGGUGGCUACUUCAGAUGAAAUAUGUAUUUUACCCUCUUGGUGCUAUCCUGUUACAAUGGAAAAUGACUUAGCAUAGAUGUGUUGCUUAGCUAGUUUAACUGACUGAAGCUUGUUUUGCGGAAGUCCUUCUCGAGAAGUGGUUUCCAUCUUCAUUUGCUACAGCUAAAAUACAGUAUGGGGAGAUGAUAGAAAUCCCCCAAAUGACACCUUUUUCUGAGUGCUCAAGUCUCUUAGAAAAGAGAGGGGAGAGUUGCUGAACAUCAGCUAAGGAUGAAUCGGCAUCCAGACUCUGGCUUCUAGCAAGUUUAAACUUAGGGGAAUGUGGGUGUAGCUCUCUUCCCUUCCUCUAAGUAGGUUGAGCCAUGCUUCUAAGCAAUUAGGCCUGUCUGUAUCUUGAUUCAAAACAUUAUUUGAGGUUUGGUGCAUUUUCUGACUUUGACAGGUCUCCUGACAGAAGUGCCCAUAUUGAAAGAGAAUGGCAACCUAGCGUAUUUAACAGACUAUUAAGUGCAGCAAAACUAUAAGGCAAGGCUACAGAAAGGGAAAACAUUUGUUGUACGUGCAAGUAGAUACUAAGUUGUAAUGUACAAGUACUCAUCUUCUAAUUCCAUAAUGACAUUCUGGAUUGUACUGUUUUUCAAAGGGGAAAUAUUAGGAGAAAUGAAAGAAUAAUAAUUAUAAAACAUAUCAACAGACAGUGUUGGAGACUUUGUCAAGAAGAGACAGAAAUGAAGUCAGGAGCAUUUUAUACAAACUUCCUUUGCAUGUUCCUUGAAUAGGGAAGGCUGGCACAUUUGUUUUUAUACUUUGAUUUGUGCCUUAAUGAACACUAAUCAGAUGUAGAAUGUUACAGAGAAUAAAGUCACACUCCAACCUCAAUACAACCUGUCCAACAGGAGGCAACAUCAAAAGGAGACACUACUAUGCUUUUUUUUUUGGUUUAGGAGUACAAGUUGUGAUGAUGUUUAUAGGAGAAAACAUAACGUAUUUCUUUAACUUUGGUGUCGGUCCUUCAUCACUUGGUAAGUGGCAAUGGACAAUUCAAGUAAAAGGCCAGAACAUUACGAUGAACUAAGUGGAAGUGAAUACUCAUGAAGACUGUUUAUAGAAACAGGCCUAUAAAGUCCCUGAAAAUAACCAUGCUGCUAUCAGGGGGUGUCUGAAGAUAAACAUUGUGUAGCAUUCCCAUUUGUUUAAUGGAAUCCUUUAACAUAUGAUGAAAUUUAUCUGAGUUUCCUUUGUCUAAUGUCAAUUAUGAGGGUGGGACAAAAGCCAACCUGACUUUCCUUCAGUCUAGGAACUGCAACAACAUUAACAAUGUAAAUCUGCCACUUUUCUAAAGCAAAAUAUCGGUGAGGUACACCAUUUUAACAUGAUGCAGUAGUCUUUCACAUCUUCUAAAUUCUUAUAGAAGGGGAAGCAGUAAGUUAGUAGGGGUAGGUAUCUCAUCUUUUUAAACUUUCGAGGACAGUAUCUUCUGUGAAUUGCUGACUGUGUUCUCUCCUUUGCGGAGACAGAUUAUACUGUUGUCUGCCUUCCCCCACUCAUCCCUAAUUGUGAUAGAAUUUGUAGGUUUUCUGUCAAUUCUGCUGAGGCACUCUGCGUCUCAGCCAAAUUUCUGUGGAUAUUGUUGAUCUUUCCUCAUGCUUGAGGCUAUAUUCUCCGUUUCAUGCUGGAUUGUUGCAAAACAACCCCAGCAAGUCCCUACCAUCAGGUACCUCUCAUUGUGUCCUUCUAAGAUUAAAAAACAGAGUAGGAUUUUGUUAAUCAGAAGAUUAUAAAGAACAAGGAAAUAUGAGAAUGGGCAAAGAUAUUCCCUGGGUUCAGUGGGGGUUCUUGCUGCUGAAACCUUCAUCGUAGCUCAACCUGAUCGAGGCUUCCAUAGGGACAGAAAUGCAUCACAUUUGAUCGAAGAUUAGAGCCAAUGAUUAAAGAGUGUCUGCCUUCAAACAGAAAAACACCUUAGCUAGAUAAACAGUGGUAAGAAGCUGCAUCCUUUCCCACUGUGUCGUCUUUUAUCAUAAAAUUAAAGGGAAGAGACAUAGAGCUUCAGGGAUAGUGGAAAACUUGCCUGAGCAAAGUGGAGCACAGAGACAGCCUCUUCUACUCCAUGGCUGUUUGCAUUUGGAGAAAGUCUAGGUAGUAUUAUUCCUAGCAGCAGAAGACUUUGUGUGCUCAAGUGUAGUCAUUUUCUUAAUGUUCCUUUUCUGCUACUCUUCCAAGUGUCAGUCUGCCUUGUGGCCUCAUCACUUGGAUCUGAGCAGAAAUGAGAUAUUUCAAGGAAAAUAUGGGAAUUCAACUAUAUUGAACCAUCAUUAUCUCAUUGGUAGGGCUGAGCAUUCCUUUUGCCCAUUCUACAAUUUGCCAUUUAAAUGUGGAGUGUCUUGGGGUCCCAGGUGGCUAAAAUCUCAGUGGGUAUCUCCUAGACUUUAAAUCACUUGGCUUUGGGUGAGUUGCCUAUGAAAAAACUGUACCUACAGUUCUUAUUCCUUUCUUAGAAUAACAAACAAAACCCACAACAAAACUGAAAGCAUGUGUCCAAUGUAUGAAUUUAUGGAUGAGAUAAAACAGAGGCUCCCAAGUAUUCCCAUUUCAGAAGGUCAUUCAAAGGUAAAGACAGUACAAAAGCUUUAGCCCUGAAUUCUGUGAUGUAAAGCUAGGAAAAUGGAUAGCAUCUGCAGUGCUGUCUUACCCAUAGCCAAUUUCAUUCAAUUAAUUACACUGUUUGAAUUCCCUCACCCUGAUCUACCUGGCAACAAGACAUAAUUUAACUUUUAUCAUUAGGUCAUUCAUUACACUUCUCAUAUUAUACUUAUGUAGUUCAUCUAGAUUUUUACAGCUGAAGGAAACGGCUCUGAUAAUACAGAUUGUGUUGUGGUUACUGAGGGGACCUGAAGCAGAGACAGGCUUGGGGCUAGAAACCACCUAAUGAGGAUGUCAGCAUCAGACAGAGCAGCUCUCUGAAUACACACGCAUAGAUACUGCAUAUAUAUAUCCCCCCAUCUAUGGGGAAGCAAAGCUCCAUUAAAAAGUGCAUCCUUAACUCAAAUUGUGUCUCAUGACUAGUGCUGCCAUGUUUUCAAGCUAAAGUAGAAGGGAAAGGGCUUUUUUGUCCUGUGUUGUUAUUUACAUGAGGACGCAAGAGUAGUAUCUAGGAUGAAAAGCUAGAUUUCUUGCCACUCGCUGGCAUAUCAGUUUAAGGAUAGCUGUGUCCAAGGAAAAUGCAAAACAUAUGCCAAUAAAAUGGCCAAUGGGACUUAGUAUCAGAGUGAUGUUCUCUUCUGUCACACCAAGUACAUGGAAGGGCUUUGUCUAAAGCUUCAAGGUGGAUGAACAGCUUCAGUUAGGUGUGAACAUACAAACCCAGGCAGAAAAAGGCUUUUCUCUGCCAAUAAUAAGUGAGGAAAAUGGGAAAAAAAGAUGGGAAAAAAAAGUAAAACAGAAAUCAUCUUGAUACUUGUAGUUUUAGUGUUAAACAGAAAGAAGGAAUGAAAGUAAAAAUAACAAAUUAAAGCCUGGAUAUCACAUUCAAUCGAUUUCUAAUUCUGUAUAUAUCUAUUAAACCAGUGCUAUAUGAUAUCUUCUCAUGGGUUACUAUCUUUUUCCUGUUUCUUUUCCUUUUUUUUUUUUCAGUUUGUAUAUUGAUUUUGUAAGCUAGGAGUGUGUUACCUUUUCGAUUUUUUUAAACUUGUAUGAAAGCCAUAUAUCCAUAUCGUAGAAUGAAAGCAUUAAUCCUGUAACAUCCCGUAAUGUUUCCCUUAGCUCUGUGGGAUUGUGGGAGGCUCUAGCGAAUGUAUAUGUUUACCAAUUGUAUCAACAUAAUUUACUUGCUCUUAGUGGCGAUAAAGAAUUAAAUAAACUAAUACACGGAAGUGUGGUGUUCUCAUUUGGUUGUGGAAACUGUAGGGGACAUACGAAGUUUCUUAAAUUAAUUCCAAGUAUUCUUAAUGGUCUUUCUUUAUUGUACUUAUUUCCCAUCAGUGUUGCUUGUCACAGAAACACUUUUCUUUGUAAAUUCAGAAAAAAGUUUAGACUAGGAAGAAAUCUACCAGAAAAUACUAGCAGAAAACAGCUCUUUGGUUUGUGUAUAGUGAAGUCUGUCCUGAAUUCCUGACACUUGCCAGUUCUGUAAAGCAACUUGUUUUAGUAUACAGUUAUUUCAACCUGUAUAAUAUUGACACAAUGAUGGGUUACAGAUCAGGAGUUUGACGUUUUGUUUUGUUUUAUUAAUUUGUCUAUCAGCUAAGCAGUGGGAAAACCUUAUUCCCAGCCCUGUCAUGCUCAGCUGUUUUACUUUAACAGUGACUUUAAUGAGUGUACGUGUUUGGUGAGAGAUGAUUAAGCCUCAAAAGUAGAGCAAAGAAAUUAAAUUACAUUAAUGGACAAAAUAAAAUUAUGCAGAAAUUCA
This is a messenger RNA of Calidris pugnax (ruff), 7925 nucleotides long. RefSeq names its product pleiotrophin. The transcript is spliced from 5 exons. Gene Ontology annotation, molecular function: growth factor activity. NCBI's taxonomy places the organism in Eukaryota, Metazoa, Chordata, Aves, Charadriiformes, Scolopacidae. The record is from RefSeq and is a predicted model, not a curated record. The coding region runs from base 21 to 515 and encodes 164 amino acids.